AGCCGCCGAUGGUAACUCAGAAGCAGCACAUUCCGGCGGAGUUCAGAGAUGACCGUACAGCACUCCGAUUAGGGUUCAUCAGAGGCUCAACAGAAACCGUAAGGAGAAAACUGAUAGAGAAGCCGAAUCGAUCCGAGAUAUGUUUGGAUUGAAGCGAUUAGUACCUCGUGCUUGCUCGAUUCGAGCUUCUUUAACAAUGCAACUCUCUAGUUGCGAGGAAAAAUUCCUUGUUUUUCCUUCGCAGCAUUUAGCUCAACUGACUUGCAAUCGCUUCCUCGACAUUUAUCAGUUUGGAAACAAGGCAGCCAUUGAGAAGGAACGCGCUCGGCUUGCAGAUGAAAUGAAUAGAGGAUACUUUGCUGAUAUUUCAGAGCUAAAGCAACAUGGUGGAAAGAUUGCAGCAGCUAACAAGAUUCUAAUUCCGGCUAUGGCUGCUGUAAAAUUUCCGGAGUUUGAAGUGAGUUAUUCUGAUGGUAAAACGUUGAAGCUACCCAUUAAAAUUGAUACUGAUGUGGUUGAAGACAAUAGUUCGGCAUCGGCCUUGCCAAUGGCCACAUUACUGUGUCUUUCUUUCAGAGCUAACUCCCAGGCCAUGAUUGAUUCUUGGAGUGCCCCUUUUCUCAAUGCCUUCUCUAGUUCAAAGAAUGUCCAGUUAUAUGAGGUUUCAUUUAUAGAUUCGUGGUUCUUAUGCCGAAAUCCAAUUAAGAAACUGCUUCUUCGGCUAAUGAGGAAACCCAGUGGCAAUGCACAGAAUGAUUCGCUUCAAAGGCAGAUUGUAUACUCAUUUGGCGACCAUUAUUACUUCAGAAAGGAGCUUAAAAUACUAAAUCUUCUUACUGGACAAAUAUGGUAGAAUAAGAUGGCAAGGCUUUGGAUUGGCAACUCAAGAGGAGGUGUCAUCUCUUCUUUCAUGUGCAUCACUUCUUUUGGAAGAGAAAUGAGGUAUCUGACUAUGUAUCUUUUCUCAACCCAUUUUGCUUUUACCAAACAUGGAAAGUUCUCUCAAUUUCUUAGAAUUCACAUUGGCAUGGUUGAAUAAAAUUUUCAUCUUUUCAAUGUUUUUCAGAAAUUAUCCUUCUCCAUAAAAUGAUUCGCCUCCAGAAGUUCUGUUCCUUGCCGACGAUGCAAGAAAAAUUAGCAAAUGAUAGUAUCUAUGAAUAAAGAUAUGAUUUUCAAAUGGUGUGAAUCAUUAACACCAAGGAAAAUUUUUGUGCGAGCUUAAUUUCUUGAAAGCAACCAUUACGCAUCUUAAUGUCAAGUUGACAAGUGAUUUUUUAUUUUGUUUUUGUUUGUAGUUUUUCCCCUCAACCAAUGCGGAGUCAGAGGUCGAAUCAUCGAUUUUCGGAAUAGUAAUCGAUGUCUUUUUGGUACAACAUUAUGUAUGCUCAUUUUAUUUUCGAGGUUUUGUUUGUAAUUUCACAUCUGGUCUGUGGUUAUUAUCGAGAACACAAAUGUUAAUGCUAUGGGAAAUUAUUUAAUGCGAUGGCCACACUGUUGUUUAAUUUCUCCAAA
This is a messenger RNA of Benincasa hispida (wax gourd), 1512 nucleotides long. Its product is annotated as ATPase complex subunit. Gene Ontology annotation, biological process: mitochondrial proton-transporting ATP synthase complex assembly. Gene Ontology annotation, cellular component: mitochondrial inner membrane. Lineage: Eukaryota; Viridiplantae; Streptophyta; Magnoliopsida; Cucurbitales; Cucurbitaceae. The record is from RefSeq and is a predicted model, not a curated record.